Messenger RNA from Populus nigra (black poplar), 3301 nucleotides. RefSeq lists its product as uncharacterized. Gene Ontology annotation, cellular component: cytosol; nucleus. Gene Ontology annotation, biological process: protein import into nucleus. The record is from RefSeq and is a predicted model, not a curated record. The transcript has 3 exons. The coding region runs from base 186 to 752 and encodes 188 amino acids. Gene Ontology annotation, molecular function: nuclear import signal receptor activity. Lineage: Eukaryota; Viridiplantae; Streptophyta; Magnoliopsida; Malpighiales; Salicaceae.
ACAUUCCAAAUCUCUCUAGAGUUUCUAGAUGCUACUAGACUCUUCUCCUCCCACAACUUCACCGUUUUUCAGACAAAAGACUCUCAACACUCAAAUGUAGUAAUACUAUAUAAAAAAAAAACAUCAUUACUUCAAUCCUUAAACCCCCGUAGAAAAACACAAACACAGAGCUCAAACCUUAAACAAUGUUCGGUGUUGUGUUCCCCGACCGCAGUUUCCCUAUGGACAUAUCCGCUUUCUCACAAAUCGACACUUUUCACUGGAUCCUCGACAUGAACACUUUUGUUGGUGAAGCAUAUGAUCAAGUACGAGAAAUUUGUAUUUUUCUCUUAAACAGCUUUACUCUUCCGCCAGAUAAAGCUCUGGCGGUGUAUAUUCAGUCUCCAGGGUCUGAAUUUCAGUUUUGUGGGGCGGUGACAAUAACGCGCCCUUCGGCGGUUUUGACGUUGAAUUGGCCGGAGCCUGGUGGUCAGUUGCAGCUGACAGGGCCAGAUACGGCACCCCUUUCGGCGAAAAUCGGGGUUUCGGUGGAGGAUUUGGCAUCAUUGCCUUCGCUGGAUGUAGCGGCGGAGAAAGGGGUUGAGAGGGUUGCGAUGAAAGUUGGGGAGAAUUUGUUUAAUUAUAUGCAGUCGUUUUGUGGGGUUGAUGGGAGUAAGUUGAUUGUUCCUAUGGAUAUUUUGGAUAGGUGGUUUAAGAAGUUUCGAGAACGGGCGAAAAGGGAUCCUGAUUUCUUGAAGAGUUUUCGGUUGUAGUUUUUUAUUGAAUGGAAUUGAAGUUACUUCACUCAACAGGGUUUAUGAUUCUCUUGUCCUGAUUUGGCACCCAUCUGUGCUUCCAAUUAUCGGUGACCAUUGAAAAUCUACUGUGAACUGCAUAGCUGAUGAAGGCUUUAUCCUUAUACCACAUUAAAGUUUGUUUUGAAUAGUAUCUCUAGAAAGAGGGUGCCUCGCCACACCCACAUUUCUUUUUGUCGCGGAGAGGUCUCUAGUGUAGCCUUUCUUUCAGUAUAUGAAGGGAAGUAUGAGAUGGAAGGGGCUGCAUUUUGUUUUCUUACACAUGUACUUGGAGACAGCUAGGUCAAUUCACUAAUGUCCAGUAUGUGCACACAGCCGUGCGGAAAGUUUCUUGUUCUACUGCAUUGCAAUCCCUGUCCAAUAGAAAAGUAUACCCUGCUUUAGCAGAUAUACAUACCAGAUUGAUUGCAUUGUAUAUUAUCUGGACAUCCUGGGAAUGGAGGGAUGGGCAAUUGCAGUAUUUUUUCUGCUGACAAUUUAGAUCUAUUGAGUGGGAUCACAUUGUCAGUAAUGGUUCUGACUAUCUAUGAAUGUACCUCACUCAGUUGGGAUUAUAAUAUCCAUCUUUGACACCCACCUGUGGUCCCGUAUGAAAAGAUAGCUUUACGAAUAGCAUGUCUUGUAAAUAUUAUUACUGAGACUAGAAGUAAUUUCCAUCAUAGCCUUGCCAAGUGGGUCUGAUUGAAUAGCUCUAGGUCUUGAGUGUGAUCUUCUUUAAUUGAUAAUAACCAGUGUUGUCUCCUUGUGGUAUCAUUUAUCUAAAGGUCUAUAGGAGUAUUUCAGAUUUUAAAUGAUUUUCCAACAAACAGUUGCUGAGAGAAAAUGAUUUAGUAGCUUCAGGUAUCCAAAUUUCAAUGUAGCCUUUCUCUGGCAAUAUCUAUUCAUAAUAUGAGAUGCGAGUGUCUCAAUUUUGAUAUGAUUUUCCGAAGUAGCUUUGCUGGAGCCUGGAGGACCUGAUUGAAUGGCUAUAGGUCUCAACUUCCCAGCCUCCAGUAUCCUUAUGUUGUUUGCUUAGCAGGGGAAGGGGUUUCACUUGGUAUUCUUACCCAUGCAGAGUUCUAUGUUGUAGGCUGCCUAUAAAGUUGGUAUCAGUUUGUUUAGUACAAUAAUCUCUUUUGGGUGCACAUGGCAGUGCUGUUGUAACCUUCUUAUUUCUUAGUACAUUAUGAUUCUUGUACAAGCAAGAAGCACAUCCUGCUUCAUUGUAUACGCACUGGAUUGAGUAUAUUUCCUAAGAUCUUCCAUCCGGAUGUCCCUUAAUUCCCGUGACUGUGGGAUAAUUGCCUUAGUUACACCCAAGGCAUUUUGGUUGAGUUACUAAAUGAAUCACACUCACAGCAAUGGUUCCAAGUAUUUGUGAGCUCUCUUGACUCAACAUUGUUUUGGAGAGGUUUUCAUUGUAGCUUUUCUUCUUAGCUAUAUUUGUGAGAGGUAUGGAAUAGCUGAAUGGUUUUUAGUAUAGCAUUGCCAAGUGGGCAUGUUUGGAUGCCUCUAGUUCUCCUGCGUGGUUCCCAUCUGGCAAUAUUUAUGUUCUUCUGGUAUGCCUGGUAAGAGAAUAGAGGAUUCGAAGCAUUUCGUUUUGGUAUGAUUUUGCAAGUGCAUUUUAUGUGUUUUUUAAGUGAAUUUCUGGAUCUGACUGCUGCGAGCUUAUGGGGGGAAGGGGUUGUGCAUGUUUUCUGAUCCUUGGUGAGUUCAAAACAACAGCAAAGCAGCAUGCCCUGCCUCUGUGGAUGUGCACCAGAUUUAGCGCAUUAGCUAGGGUUUUUAACUUGGACAUCCAGGGACGUGAGUGGGGUUGUUGCAGUAUUUUUUUUGUUUUGACACAUGAAGAUUCAUGAAUAAAAUCACAGUUGAGCAAUGGUUCUGAGCAUCUAUAUGAAGACACAUCACCGUGGUUUAUGAUUCUCUUUCCAGUUCUGGGAUCCAUCUGUGAUGCUGGAUAUAAAAUUCAUUGCUUCCAUCUGGCUUAUUAAACAUGGUCCGGCCCGGCUAGGCAAGUUGAUUUAGUAACUUGUCGAUUCAGUGUUUGGAUGGGAUUGAGUUUGAUCUUGAAUUAUCUUUUAGAUUGACCUGGUUAGAUUAGAUUUACUUUAAGGAUAUUUUAAAAAAACAAUUUUUUUGUCUAAAAUGAUUUUGUUUCAUAAAAAAACUAAAAUAACAUAGUUUUGAAUUAACCUAUCGAUCAAAGAAACUAAAAAAGUUUGUUCCUUUAUGAUUUCCAAGAAAAAAAUUUAUGAUUUGUUUACCAAAGAAACAGGGGAUAAAGAUUGUUACUUUAUGAUUUCCAACAGGGUCUUGCCAAGUGGUGCUGAUGAUAUGUUCCCGUUUUGAAUAUUUAUAGUUGACAUUUUUGGAUCAAUUAUGAAUUUUCACGUGUUUUCUUAAUUUACUAGAUACCAGGCCCGUUUUAUGUCGUGGACUUAUAGCCUGUUUAUGUAUUAUUGGGAAUUUAUAAAAAAAAUAAAAAAAAAUUAUAUAGAAAAAAACUAUUACAAUUCACAAUGUUU